Molecule: messenger RNA, 1296 nt
Organism: Neurospora tetraspora
Lineage: Eukaryota; Fungi; Ascomycota; Sordariomycetes; Sordariales; Sordariaceae
Exons: 3
Coding region: 1-1296 (431 amino acids)
Source: RefSeq, a predicted model, not a curated record
AUGAGCAGUCCCUCCACAGACUCGUAUACCACAGAGGCAGACCCAGAAAGACCAAGACACCUCGGUCUAAUCACCAACGAUGAUGACCACCCUUUAACCAAUGGCCAUCCCCUAACCAACGGCCACCUCACCAACGGCCACCACUCCGACGAGAGCAACACAGCCGAAGAAGUGCAGAUGCGCUCACCAGUCCGCAUCAUCGCAUCCAGCAGCUCAACCGAACCCUCGAUCCACGUCAGAACUACAGGAGCAGGAGCAGGGACAGUCCCUACCCAGACCUACAUCACCGGAACAACCAUCAACGGCACCCACAUCAGCGGAAUCACCAUCAACGGCACCAACGUCAACGGAACUACCAUCAACGGGGUAUCCAUAAACAUCAGCGGCGGUGCAACCAUCAACGAAACCAGCAACAACAUUGACCCAACUCUCAUCGAACGAGCUCCACCUCCUCUUGAAGAACAAGAAGCCGAAGCAGCUUUCGCGGCCACAGUAGCAAGUGUGAUCACCUCCAACGCUAACGAGCGAACUGCGGUUACCGUCAACGAACGAACCGGAUCCAUCAGCCUUGACACGGGCGUCACCAAGGUUUAUCCUAGAGCAUUGUUUGACAUUAAUCCGGCUAAGCUUGGGGAUCUUUUGAGGAGGGAGUUUGGAGAUCCGUGGGGGAGGGAGCCGCCUGUUUGGGUGGUUGAGAGACAGGAUACUUCACCGAUUCUGGAAAGAAGAUGUAGACAGACUCCAGGCACUUUGCAACAUUCUGCUCAGAUCCCACCGCAAACUGAUUUCCCCGUGCCACACCUUUGCAACUGCCUCACUAAGUUCACACUACUCAACAUCAUGUCAGACGAACUUCCUCGCCAAAAUUUCUCCGCAGCCCGGGUGGCAGUCAGAGGUCUCCCUGGCCCGGCACCUGUCAACGCCACAGCCGAUUUCACCGAUGAGACCGUUCUCAGCAACUGGGAUGCCUGCACAGGAGAAAUCACAAAGAUGCUCAAGGAAUUGAAUGAUCGGCGUGAGGGAUGUUGGUUCUGGCGACUGGGAAUUGUUGAAGAUGAAAAGGCGAAAGGGAGCCCAGGGUACAUACGUCCAACAGAAUUCAACUGCUACCGCGUUUAUGGCCCCCGGUUACUCACCGACAAGGAAAAGACCCGGCUUGAGAAGGAAUGCAGUUGUAAUCCUAAGCCUGGAAAGGAGUGUAUAAGAUUUGAAGUAAGGAAAGGACCAAAGACUCCCAUCUACAAGGACGUUCGGCAGCAGGAGGAUUCUGGCGAUGAAUCCGGGGAAGACAUUUGA